This is a messenger RNA of Balaenoptera musculus (blue whale), 4135 nucleotides long. RefSeq names its product partner and localizer of BRCA2 (gene PALB2). Gene Ontology annotation, molecular function: DNA binding; protein binding. Gene Ontology annotation, biological process: double-strand break repair via homologous recombination. Bases 140 to 3841 code for a protein of 1233 amino acids. The record is from RefSeq and is a predicted model, not a curated record. The transcript has 14 exons. Gene Ontology annotation, cellular component: nucleoplasm. NCBI's taxonomy places the organism in Eukaryota, Metazoa, Chordata, Mammalia, Artiodactyla, Balaenopteridae.
GGUGAUUGGCGCGCCCAGCCCGCGUGGGCCGGCUGACCGUGGGCAGACUGGAUCCCGGGCACCCCGUACCUUCCCCAGGAGCCUCGGGGCCUAGGGCCAGCCGGGCUCCUCGUAUCCGCAGGCCCGGGGCCAGCGACGGAUGCUCUUUUUGUUGGCCGCCGGCCAGAUGGAAGAGCCUCCUGGGAAGCCCCUCAGCUGUGAGGAGAAGGAAAAGUUGAAGGAAAAAUUAGCAUUCUUGAAAAGGGAAUACAGCAAGACACUGGCCCGCCUUCAGCGUGCCCAGAGAGCUGAGAAGUUUAAGAAUUCCAUUAAGAGAACAGUAGAAGGACAAGAUUCCUCGCUCCAGCAGGAAGUUUCAACACAGCUAACCAACACAGAACCUAAAAAUAAAGUAUCUCCUUGUGACACGUUACAAAUCAACACCCACGUCGAUAAAGAAACUGGAGAAAAGACACCUAUCACACUUGACCUUGAGCCUGAGUCCUUUAGCCCUGGACGAGUCCCAGCAGAAGGAUCAUGCACACAAAGAUCAGAUGAUAUCCAAGAACAUUCUCCCUGCAGGGUCAGUGGCCCUGAUGGUAAGAAACGGGAGAGUAAGCUGCUAGGGAGAAGAAGGAAACAGGAGAGAACAUUUAUUUCACAGGAGAGAGAGUCUUUCUUUGACGUUGAUUCGCUCAUACUCUCUGGAAAAAGACUAAAGGAACAGGAAGAAAUCAAUAGAGAAAAUCCUAAGACACCUGUAACUGAGAUAAGAACUUACCCGUCAAGUCCUAAGUUUGACAUUCCGGAUUCUCCAACUCCAGUUACAGGAAAUAAUGUAGGGAGUGUAUUAAUUCUACCAAACGCCAAACCACAGAGAGAUGUUGAUGCACUCUUAAGAGGAAAUAAUUUCCCCAGGGUGACUACUCUUCCUUUGCAUGCUCCGUCAGUCAGCAGUAGUGGUCAGCACCUUGAGCAUAAACCUCCUAAAAGUAACUGUGAACUUACUACUCACAGUUUAAAAAACAUUAGCCCUGCUUCGCCUGUAAACUUAGAGACACAAAAAGAAAAAAUGACUGUCUUUACAGAUAACCCAGAGGUAAACAGAAGUAUAACUGCAAGUGGCCAGCCGCUUAGAAGUCCUAACUUGGAGGCAGAUAAUUCAUGUUCUAUAAAUGAACUCACCUACGAUAACUUAGUGGCAAGUGAAAACCAAAACUUAAAAGAACAAAAUCACACAGAGAUGUCUUUUAAAUCUCCCAAUAAUGCUCUUGGUGGUAGAAAUGAAAGUCCUCUGGAAAAAGAAGUUCUAAGUCAAUCUAAGAGUCUUAGCCUAGAAGUACUUUCUCCUGCUUCUACAGAAAAUCAAACACAUUCUUGCACAGUGCUUGAAGGCCUUCUAUUUCCUGCAGAAUAUUAUGUUAGAACAACACGACGCAUGUCAAAUUGCCAGAGGAAAGUAGCACUGGAGGCUGUAAUACAAAGUCAUUUGGGUGUCAGAAAAAAUGGGUUUAAAAAUAAAAAUAAGGAAUCUGCUAAAAAGUUAAACGUUUCCAAUGAAGAAACUAACCAAAGUGAAAUUAAGAUGUCAGACACAUAUGCAGAACAACCAAGUUCAAAAAGUCCUCAGAAACUUCUCUUGUUAACUGAAGUCAACUCUCCCGCUGGCCCCACUAAAGAUGACUUUUCUAGGAAGGCGGUUACCCAGCCAUCUGGUAGAAAACGCAAAGGAAGAAGAAAGUCAGCCUGCACCCCUCUGUUAGAUCACCAUGAACUACUUUUGCCAACUUCUGGCACAUCAGGUGUUAAUAGGUCCAAGGAAGAAGUUACCUUGCACAAAGAUCGGAAUGAAAAAGCAAUUAUUCAUGGAGUUACAUCUGAUAAGCUGAGCACAAAAUCUAGAUCAUUCACUCCAGUUCUGUGUGAGAGCUCAGCAACUUUCUGUAAAGGGCCAGAUAUGAAGUAUGGUCUUUGUGCUGCAUCACAGCUACAGAAGGAAGGUCAUUGUCAAAAAGAGGACUCCCUUUCUUACAGUAAUUACGUGUAUUUAUCUUUGGAUGAUGAUGCUUUCAGUUCUUCACUUCAUAAGAAUGAAAUGCUAAAUUUAAAGCAUCUGUCGCCUUUUCUCAAAAUCACAGACUUUCAGUUACCUGAUGAAGACUUUGGGCCUCUUAAGCUUGAAAAACUGAAGUCUUGCUCAGAAAAGCUGAUGGAGCCUUUUGGAUCAAAAACGUAUGGAGAGGGACAUCUUAAAGGGGGAAAUUGUGUUGCUGUGGAGGAACUGACCCCUAAACAAAUCACUAUAGAAAAGGAGGAUGGGAAAGAGGAACUGAUCAUCCUGCCAGGAAAGGCACAUCCUAAAAUGCCAAGCAAAAAAAGCCAGCCUCAGGAGAAGGAUCUUUCUUCAUCCAUUUUACUUUUCACUCCUGUAAAUACUGUUGCAUCUGAUGAUAAUGACAGACCGACAGCAGACCUGUGUUCACCCGCUUUCCCCAUCUUAGGCUCUACUCCAGCUUUUGGCUCCCAAGCCCAUGGAGAAAAGGUGUCUGCAGAGGUUGUUGGACAAGCUUGCUCUACACCCCAGCUUUCUCACUUAAAAGCCACAGUCGGCCUUGCUAGUGAUCAUAAACAAUUUUGGAGCAGCCCACCAAAAUUAGAUAGCAGCCUGCAUGUGGCAGGAAGGGAAGGACAGCCUUCCCGUGACUGUGACUCUGGUCCCCAAGCAACACCUCUACCCAUCGAGUCAUCAACCUACAAAGAAAAUCAGCUCCGUGGAAACACGUGCCAGGAAUCACGGAAACAUUCCACUGAACAGACUGAAAUAGCAGACGUUCCUGCUUGUGAUAGCUUAAACCCAGGCACCCUACAAUUGGUUUCAAAGUUAAAGAAUCCUUCAGGUUCCUGUUCUGUGGAUGUGAGUGCCAUGUGGUGGGAAAUAGCUGGUUUCAAAGAGCGGUGUAUCAUAACUGCUUGUGAAUAUGUAGUUUCUCUUUGGAAACCUCUGGAUACUUGGCAGUGGGAAAAAAUUUAUUCCUGGCACUUCGCAGAGGUCCCAGUAUUACAGAUAGUUCUAGUGCCUGAUGUUUGUAAUCUUGUGUGUGUGGCUUUGGGAAAUUUGGAAAUCAGAGAAAUCAGGGCACUACUUUGUUCUCCUGAUGGUAAAAGUGAAAAGCAAGUGCUCCUGAGUUCUGGAAAUAUAAAAGCUGUGCUUGGCCUGACAAAGAGGAGGCUAGUCAGUAGCAGUGGGACCCUUUGUGAUCAACAAGUAGAAAUCAUGACGUUUGCAGAAGAUGGAGGAAGCAAAGAAAAACAGUUUUUGAUGCACCCUGAAGAGACUAUACUAACUUUUGCUGAGGUUCAAGGGAUGCAGGAAGCUCUGCUUGGUACCACUGUAAUGAACAACAUUGUUAUUUGGAAUUUAAAAACUGGUCAACUCCUGAAAAAGAUGCACAUUGGUGAUUCCUACCAAGCUUCAGUCUGUCACAAAGCUUAUUCUGAAAUGGGGCUCCUGUUUGUUGUUCUGAGUCACCCUUGUGCCAAAGAGAGCAAGUUGUUGGGAAGCCCUGUGUUUCAGCUGAUUGUGAUUAACCCAAAGACGACCCUGAGUGUGGGUGUGAUGCUCUACUGCCUUCCUCAAGGGCAGGCUGGAAGGUUCCUGGAAGGUGACGUGAAAGAUCAUUUUGCAGCAGCAGUAUUAACUUCUGGAACCAUUGCCAUUUGGGACUUACUCCUAGGUCAUUGCACUGCUCUCCUUCCACCUAUCUCUGACCAGAACUGGUCUUUUGUUAAAUGGUCAGGUGCAGAUUCUCAUUUGCUGGCUGGACAAAAAGAUGGAAAUAUAUUUGUAUACCGCUACUACUAAGUUAGGGUAAGGUUGAAACACCGUGUUCUGGAUAUUUUUGGCCUCUUAGCACUUUUUGGAGUUGUUACUAUAAAGGAGACUAUUUGAAAGUCAUUUAAAAUAAUUACCUGUAUUCAUUCAGGCAGACUUUUUACUCCGUUGGUAGGGGCCCUACUAAUCUUGAAUGUUCAUUUAUACUUACUUGGGAGAAACGGAUUUUAGGUUGAUUUUUGUAAUUCCUCACAUUUGCGCAUUUGCUUUUAAAGGUGUAUCUACAUAAAGCUUCAAAUGUUAAUAAAUAUUUAUUUUGAUACA